This is a messenger RNA of Brassica napus (rape), 1150 nucleotides long. RefSeq lists its product as uncharacterized. The transcript is spliced from 4 exons. NCBI's taxonomy places the organism in Eukaryota, Viridiplantae, Streptophyta, Magnoliopsida, Brassicales, Brassicaceae. The record is from RefSeq and is a predicted model, not a curated record. The coding region runs from base 416 to 1030 and encodes 204 amino acids.
AAAGGGUGCUACUGUUGAUAAUUUUUUUAAAAAAGCAAGUUGCUUUUCACUUGACCCAACACCACAAUUUAGUGCAGAAGUCAUUUCCAAACACUGCACAAGUCUCUCUGCUUCCAUCUUCAUCACUAUCACUGCUGUCUCAACCCAUUUAAAAAAGCAGUUUUGCUUUUAUUUUAUUUCCUUUUCUCUUUUUUUCUUCCUCACAGUCAGAGCAAAAACAGCAACAUGAUGUGUCCUUCCUUUCUGCUUCUUUGUCUUUCUCUGACUUCUUCUUCUCAUCUUGCUAUUAGAAUACUACACGAAACCCAUUGUAGCCUCCCUCCUCUCUCUCUCUCUCUCUCUAUCUCUUACCAUUCCUUCUUUCAAGAGCUCCCCCUUCUGUAAGUACUACUACUACAUCUUGUGUGUUCAUCUGAUGAAGCGAGCUCAUGGAGACUUCACUCCUUCCAACUCUAAUCCUUUUGAGGAUCCAAAAAUCAGAUUUAGGCACCAUAGCCUUUUCCAAGACUAUCAAGAACUUCAUAUGGAUACUGAAGCAAUGAGAAAAAGGUUGGAGACUAUGCAAGAGAGAAAGGCAACACUAAUGGCCGAAGUCAGGUUUCUGCGGCGGAGGUACAGACAUUUGAGACAAGUGUCCCAGCCUGUUAUGCAUCCACCGGAUGUUAAUAAGGGCAGAGGAAGAUCAAAUGGUGGGAAGAAGAGUAAGAGGCAGUUAAUCCAAGUGGAAGUGUCUCCUGAUAAGACAAGUGAAGCAGAAACGAAGCAUGUUUCACUUCCUGACUUAAACCAUUCAGGAGAGGCUCAUCAUGACGAAACCAAAACCAAAAAAGUUCCAUUGUUCGAUCUAAACCAGAUAUCUGGAGAAGAAGAGGAAGAGAUGAACAAUAGCGAAGAGAGAAUGAGAGUAGAAGAAAGCCAUUCGUGUAAGAGAAUGAGCAGCAUAGAGAUGCUGUCUUGCAGGAACGGUGGAGACGGUUCACAUAAGAGGAAAAGCUCAUGGCAAGAUCCUGUUGCAGCUCUUAGAGUUUAAAAGACAUCAAAGUCAUGUUGUAACAUAGCUCGCACAUCAAUUUAGCUUAUCUUCUCCGUUGAAAACAUAUCCUUGUCCAUUCUUGAUGUGGCCACUUAUACAAGUGACAUUUGUAUACUA